This is a messenger RNA of Exaiptasia diaphana, 1413 nucleotides long. RefSeq lists its product as uncharacterized. The record is from RefSeq and is a predicted model, not a curated record. NCBI's taxonomy places the organism in Eukaryota, Metazoa, Cnidaria, Anthozoa, Actiniaria, Aiptasiidae. The transcript has 3 exons. The coding region runs from base 1 to 1413 and encodes 470 amino acids.
AUGGUAAUGUCAGAAAGUGAAGCAGAGGUCAAAGAGAGCAGUUGGGAGGCAAACAGCCCACAGACCACUGUGGAGGUAGCAGAUGACACUUACAGUAGAGAGUUGAUUUCCCCAUCGUCUGAUGAGAGGACUGAAAAUUCUGCUAAGGAGACAAAGCCAAGUGAAAAUAACUCAAUUGAUGGGGACGAAUCGAGCAAUGUUCUUUACGUGAAGUUUCCUUCUUGUUCAACACAUUUGAAGAUAACGGGACGCAAAGCAAAAUUGGUAACAUUUAUUAUUUUCAACCAAGAUACUGAAUUAAUUGACAUUCUUAUGGAAGACACUGUCCAAAAAGAAAAAAUAAUUGCGAAGCUUCUCGAUGACCUGGACACCGAAUGCAAUACACUUUGCUCCAUGAGCGCUCCCUCGAUGUUGCGUAAGAAAGACGCUAAAAGUCUCAUGGAAUUUUCUUUCAAAGACUUGUUAGAAGAAGUUAAGGGAAAAUCAAAGCUCCUUCAUGACGUUGUUCUCACUGUUUGCUGCACAAAGAAAGCUAACGACCGCAAUACACAGAAGACCACUGACUAUAAAGUCGGUGCUAUGGGAAUGGCAGUAUCAAUUCUCCUAAAAUGUCGGAACAAAUUCAUGUCUGCUGCACAGAUUGUAACCUCCUUAUCGCUGGGAAGAGCACAUAUUUCAAAGAUGGGAAUGUCUCGAGCCAACCAGCAAGGGCUUGUUAUAUCACAUGAACAAUAUAUAAAAURUUUGGAGGAAAUGGCCAAGAACUAUGAUGAAGAUGUACUGGAAUGGCUGAAGAAACAACAAUCUAUUAAACUUGCAGGUGAUAACAUUGACAAAAGAAUCAAAGCCAGAGAUCAACGAAAAGACAAUGACAAUAGAGAAUAUCAUUGRUUUUUGGUAAUGGCAUUUCUAGAGAGAAUAGAUUUCAAACACUUGCCUAAUGAUCAUCAUAUCCAAAACCUGAAGGAAGUACCCCUCAGUGAUUUCUUGAUGGRCAAAGAUGAUUGUGACCAGCUAAUCUCUGAUUUAAGUGUCUUAGUCCUAAGGGUUAUUUGUGAACAUAUGCCUUUCUUUCAUCCUUUUAAAAAAUAUGUGCCCAAACAUAUUAUUCAUGAAUACACAGCAGAAAUGUCCAAAAAGUCAGAGUCAGUCAAUCUUGGACUUGUCUUUGAAAAUGAAAACAAAUCUGAAGGAAUGAUAAAAAUUUUGGAAUACUUACAUAAAUAUGUAAAUAUGGAAGGAGAAGAAACUGUAUUUGGAGGGGAUCUCCUUACCUGUGAAAGGGCCUUCAAUGUACAAAGAAUAAGAAGAACUGCAACAACCUCAUUGCUUCGUCUUGAUAGAAUCAUACCUACUGCUGAGAGCUGGCAUACAAAGAUGRCCUUAAUGAUGGUGAGACUGUUUGCUCAAUAA